Messenger RNA from Myotis daubentonii (Daubenton's bat), 1161 nucleotides. RefSeq names its product late endosomal/lysosomal adaptor, MAPK and MTOR activator 1 (gene LAMTOR1). Lineage: Eukaryota; Metazoa; Chordata; Mammalia; Chiroptera; Vespertilionidae. Gene Ontology annotation, biological process: lysosome organization; endosomal transport; cholesterol homeostasis. Gene Ontology annotation, cellular component: lysosomal membrane; Ragulator complex; late endosome membrane. Gene Ontology annotation, molecular function: guanyl-nucleotide exchange factor activity; molecular adaptor activity. The record is from RefSeq and is a predicted model, not a curated record.
UCUGGGAAGGGAUAGUCCUGGAGGCGGGUGGUUGCUUGCUCAUUGCAGCCACAGGUCAUGUGACCGGAAGGGCCCCUUACGGACGCCGUCCCUCCUCCUGGCGGCCUGAGCGCCCGGCCCGACCCCGGCCAUGGGGUGCUGCUACAGCAGCGAGAACGAGGACUCGGACCAGGACCGAGAGGAGCGGAAGCUGCUGCUGGACCCUAGCAGCCCCCCCACCAAAGCCCUCAAUGGAGCCGAGCCAAAUUACCACAGCCUGCCUUCCGCUCGCACAGAUGAGCAGGCCCUGCUCUCCUCCAUUCUUGCCAAGACAGCCAGCAACAUCAUUGACGUGUCUGCUGCAGACUCCCAGGGCAUGGAGCAGCAUGAGUACAUGGACCGGGCAAGGCAGUACAGCACCCGCUUGGCUGUGCUGAGCAGCAGCCUGACCCAUUGGAAGAAGCUGCCGCCACUGCCAUCUCUCACCAGUCAGCCCCACCAAGUGCUGGCCAGCGAACCCAUCCCCUUCUCCGACCUGCAGCAGGUCUCCAGAAUAGCUGCUUAUGCCUACAGUGCACUUUCUCAGAUUCGUGUGGAUGCAAGAGAGGAGCUGGUGGUACAGUUUGGGAUCCCAUGAAGACAGUGGUCCUUGGACAGCUCUUCUUCUCCUCUCUUCACCCCGCCUCCCCUGGCCCCAGCCUCACUAUGGCUUAUACAGUACCCUGACCUGCUACUAAUCACAGAGAAGAAUGUGGAGGAGGAGGAGGAGAAGAGCAAGGCUACAAGCCUGGACAAGUGAGGAUGGAGCAAGAGAGGAUUGAACCAUUUGGGACUGGCCUUCGAAGCCCUGGCCAGCGGUGGGGUGGAGGUCAAAAGGACAGGGCCUGGUAGGUCUUCACUGUCACUGGGAAGGGGUGGAGGGAACACUGUGAGGGUGAUCACUAGGGGGCCUAUGAAGGCCCCUUUCCCACUCUUUCUCUUGGCCUCACUCUUUGCCCCUCUCCCUGACUUGGUGCUCACAGGCACCUCACUAGGGUUUGUGACCAGUGUCUGGACGAGAUUGAAUUUGAAUGAAUUGAGUUUGUAUUUCUAGCACCCUGGGUUUUUACAUGUUUGGGGUUUUGGUGUUUUUUUGGGGGGGAGGGGGGCGUGUUAUCUCCCUUGAUAAAGGAAAUGUAUUCA